Terrapene triunguis (Three-toed box turtle) is the source of this 1368-nucleotide messenger RNA. RefSeq names its product ubiquitin protein ligase E3 component n-recognin 7 (putative) (gene UBR7). The transcript is spliced from 11 exons. Gene Ontology annotation, cellular component: cytoplasm. The record is from RefSeq and is a predicted model, not a curated record. The coding region runs from base 1 to 1290 and encodes 429 amino acids. Gene Ontology annotation, molecular function: zinc ion binding; ubiquitin protein ligase activity. Lineage: Eukaryota; Metazoa; Chordata; Testudines; Emydidae.
AUGUUACUCUGGCUGCACAACCCAAAUACACCUCAAAAGCCAUUAGAGCCUGGAACGUGCAAGCCCAGGUACCUGCUACUUUUUGGCUUAGGUGACUUUCCUAGCAGCCAGAGCCAACUGGAUUGUGGGCUGUUGGGAGUUACAUGGGAGAUUUCUGAGAUCAGGGGGCUGGUGAAUCUCAAUGAGUUCAAGUAUCAGGGGGGUGCUGUAAAAAGACAAGCCUUGUAUGCCUGCAGUACUUGCACCCCACCAGGAGAAGAACCAGCAGGAAUCUGUUUAGCCUGCAGUUAUGAAUGUCAUGGCACGCACAAGUUAUUUGAACUAUAUACAAAAAGAAACUUCCGCUGUGACUGUGGAAACAGCAAAUUCAAAAAUUUGCAGUGCAAGCUAUUUCCAGAAAAGGGAAAAGUGAAUUCAGGCAAUAAGUAUAAUCACAACUUCUAUGGAUUAUACUGUGUUUGUAAAAGACCGUAUCCUGAUCCUGAAGAUGAGAUCCCAGAUGAAAUGAUCCAAUGCAUAGUUUGUGAAGACUGGUUCCAUGGAAGGCACCUUGGGGCAGUUCCCCCUGAGAGUGGGGACUUCCAUGAGAUGGUAUGCCAGGCCUGCAUGAAUUGCUGUGCUUUCCUUUGGGCGUAUACUUCACAGUUAGCAGUUCCUACUGUGACCAAAGUGACCUCACUUGACGAUGAAAGGAUUGUGCUGAAUGUCAAAGAAAGUGAAGAACAGAACAGAGAAAUCAAAAAGGAAAGUGGAGGAGAUCACCAAGCGAAGAUCAAGGAGGAAGAGCAAGUAGAGCAGUAUAAUGAGCCAUCUACUAGUUCUGGCUCUAAAUGUCCAGAGACAGUUACAAAAAGCGAUGAACCGGUGUGUAAGCUGCGAGAACUCCAGACCAAGCAGUCUCUGAAGAAGGAUACCGCCACCUUUUGGCCAUCUAACUGGCGGAGUAAAUUGUGCACAUGCAAAGACUGUUUAAAAAUGUAUUCAGAACUGGAUGUCCAAUUCCUGAUUGAUGAAUGUGACACUGUCUUGGCCUAUGAGAAUAAAGGUACAAGUGACCAGGAAACAGACAGAAGAGAUCCUUUAAUGGACACGCUUAAUAGCAUGAACAGAGUCCAGCAAGUAGAACUCAUCUGUGAAUACAACGACCUAAAGACAGAACUGACUGACUAUCUCAGGCGAUUUGCAGAUGAAGGAACAGUUGUUAAAAGAGAGGACAUUCAGCAAUUCUUUGAAGAAUUUCAGUCACGCAAGAGAAGACGGACAAAUAGGAUGCAGUACUACUGCAGUUAGACUGAAAAGGCUUUGACUCAUAAGGACAAAUGGAAAAUCCAAUCCAUCCUUCAGUAAAUAGAAGCUAAUAUUUGACCU